This is a messenger RNA of Clonostachys solani, 1206 nucleotides long. The record is from the annotation of a GenBank genome assembly. NCBI's taxonomy places the organism in Eukaryota, Fungi, Ascomycota, Sordariomycetes, Hypocreales, Bionectriaceae.
AUGAAGGUCUCCUUUGUUUCAAUUGGCCUUCUGGCCAUGCUGAGCCCUCUCGUGGCUGCCUGGAGUACAGAAGAUCGCGAGAUUUUCCGCAUUCGCGAUGAGCUCAUCAACCAUGAGCCCGACUCCCCGGGCACCUUUUACGACAUCCUGGGCAUCAGCCCGCACGCCAGCCAGGACGACAUCACCAAGGCCUACCGCCAGAAGACCAAGACGCUGCACCCCGACAAGGUGAAGCAGCAUCUCAAGGCCAAGAAGAAGAAGAACCCCAACGCCAAACCCCCCACCAAGAGUGAGCUCGCCGCGGCGGUCAAGCGCGCCUCUGAGCGCCAGGCUCGCCUCUCCCUCAUCGUCAACAUCCUCAAGGGCCCCGAACGCGAUCGUUACGAUCAUUUCCUCAACAACGGCUUCCCGCUCUGGAAGGGCACCGACUACUACUACGACCGCUACCGCCCCGGCCUGGGCACAGCCAUCUUUGGCGUUUUCCUCGUGGGAGGCGGCGCGAUCCACUAUCUUAUCCUCUACAUGAGCUGGAAACGCCAGAAGGAGUUUGUGGGCCGCUACGUCAAGUAUGCACGCGAGACCGCCUGGGGCAAGGGGUUUGUCAUCCCCGUUCUCGAGCCUACUCCUGUCCCAGAAGUCGAGGAAGAUGAUGAAGAGGAUGGCCCACCCCAGCCCAUGAACAGGAAGCAAAGACGCCUCCAGGAGAGAGAGUCCAAGAAGGAGGAUGCUCGCGUUACCGGCAAGAAGGCCCGCAAGGCCAAGAGCGCCAGCGUUUCCCGCGACCCCUCCACCGCGCCAACUGCCGCCCGUAAGAGGGUUGUGGCCGAGAAUGGCAAGAUUCUCGUCGUUGACUCCGUCGGUAACGUCUACCUGGAAGAAGAGGACGAGGAUGGUAUUGUGAACGAGUUUCUCCUCGACCCUGAGGAGCUGGCUCAGCCUACUGUGUUCGACACCGCUGUUGUGCGUGUGCCUGCCUGGGCUUUCAACACCACCAUCGGACGCUUUCUCCCCAAGCCCGCCGCCAAACAGGAGGUGGAGUUUGAUAUCGAUGACGACUCGGAUGAUCCUCAGCACACCCCCGGAACGGACUCUGCCGGUGAGGACUUCGAGCUUCUCGAGAAGAGCACCGACUCUCUCAGCAAGGCAAAGACAACCGGUGCCCAGCAAGCAGGCAAGGCCAACAAGAGAAAGGGAAAGAAGAGGUAA